Molecule: messenger RNA, 8294 nt
Organism: Xyrauchen texanus (razorback sucker)
Lineage: Eukaryota; Metazoa; Chordata; Actinopteri; Cypriniformes; Catostomidae
Gene: itpr1a
Product: inositol 1,4,5-trisphosphate receptor, type 1a
Exons: 61
Coding region: 103-8232 (2709 amino acids)
Biological process (GO): calcium ion transmembrane transport
Cellular component (GO): membrane; endoplasmic reticulum
Molecular function (GO): inositol 1,4,5-trisphosphate-gated calcium channel activity; inositol 1,4,5 trisphosphate binding
Source: RefSeq, a predicted model, not a curated record
GUCGGGAUAUUAACUUUCUAACAGAGGACAAUACAGGUUUGGGAAAAUACAGCGUCCACGUUUCCUGCAACUUCACCAGAACGAGCUGGUGGAGUGGUUGCCAUGGUGGACAAAAUGUCAAGUUUCCUGCACACCGGGGAUGUGUGCUCCCUUUAUGCUGAAGGCUCUACCAGUGGCUUCAUAAGCACACUGGGGUUGGUUGAUGACCGAUGUGUUGUCCAACCAGAUGCAGGGGAUCUGAACAACCCACCAAAGAAAUUCAGGGACUGCCUGUUCAGACUGUGUCCCAUGAACAGAUACUCGGCACAAAAACAGUUCUGGAAAGCUGCCAAACCUGGAGGAACCAGCACCACAGACACAGUUCUGCUCAACAAACUCCAUCAUGCUGCUGAUUUAGAGAAGAAACAAAAUGAAUCAGAAAACAAAAAGCUUCUAGGGACAGUUAUUCAGUACGGCAACGUCAUCCAGCUUCUUCAUCUAAAGAGUAAUAAGUAUCUGACAGUGAAUAAGCGUUUGCCGGCUCUUCUGGAGAAGAAUGCUAUGCGUGUGACACUGGAUGCUGCAGGGAAUGAAGGCUCCUGGUUCUACAUCCAACCUUUCUACAAGCUCCGCUCUAUAGGUGACAAUGUGGUUAUUGGAGAUAAGGUUGUGCUAAACCCAGUAAAUGCUGGACAGCCGCUUCAUGCCAGUGACCAUCAUCUUGUGGAUAAUCCAGGAUGCAAUGAAGUGAAUUCAGUGAACUGCACCACCAGUUGGAAAAUUGUUCUCUUCAUGAAAUGGAGCGACAACCAGGAGGUUGUCUUGAAAGGGGGCGAUGUAGUCAGGCUGUUCCAUGCCGAACAGGAGAAGUUUCUAACAUGUGAUGAACACAGAAAAAAGCAGUAUGUGUUCUUGCGUACCACUGGGCGCCAGUCUGCAACAUCUGCUACCAGCAGCAAAGCACUCUGGGAGAUAGAGGUAGUUCAGCAUGAUCCGUGCAGAGGUGGGGCAGGCUACUGGAACAGCCUCUUUAGAUUCAAACACUUGGCGACCGGCCAUUACCUUGCUGCAGAGGUAAAUCAAGACUAUGAAGAAGAAUGCCAGGAGUCACGUUCCUCUCUGGACUCUGAGCAGGAAGUGAUGCGGGCACGUGUUCGUAACCCUCCAGAUAAAGUUAUGUACACACUAGUGUCUGUUCCUGAUGGCAAUGACAUCUCCUCUAUAUUUGAGCUUGACCCCACCACACUAAGAGGGGGAGACUCACUUGUGCCUAGGAACUCAUAUGUGAGGCUCAGGCAUCUCUGCACCAAUACGUGGGUCCACAGCACAAACCAGCCAAUAGACAAAGAUGAAGAGAAACCAGUCAUGCUAAGAAUAGGAACAUCUCCUCUGAAAGAAGAUAAAGAGGCCUUUGCUAUAGUGCCUGUGUCUCCAGCUGAGGUCAGGGAUCUGGAUUUUGCAAAUGAUGCCAGUAAAGUCCUAGCUUCCAUUGCAGCCAAACUUGAGAAGGGCACCGUUACGCAGAAUGAGCGGAGAUCAGUGACGAAGCUGCUGGAGGAUCUGGUUUAUUUUGUGGUGGACAUUCCUAGCAGUGCUCAGGAUGUGUUGGAGAUCACAGUCAACAAACCCAACAGAGAGCGGCAGAAACUCAUGAGAGAACAGAACAUACUCAAACAGAUCUUUAAGCUGUUGCAGGCCCCUUUCACUGACAGUGGUGACGGCCCUAUGCUGCGAUUGGAGGAGCUUGCAGAUCAACGCCACGCACCGUUUCGUCACAUUUGUCGACUAUGCUACAGAGUCCUGCGUCAUUCACAGCAAGAUUAUAGGAAAAAUCAGGAGUACAUAGCAAAGCAGUUCCGCUUUAUGCAGAAACAGAUAGGAUAUGAUGUUCUUGCUGAAGACACCAUCACAGCUCUGCUGCACAACAACAGAAAGCUCCUAGAGAAACACAUCACUGCAGCUGAGAUAGACACAUUUGUCAGUCUGGUGCGCAAGAACAGAGAGCCCAGAUUUCUUGACUACCUGUCAGAUCUGUGUGUUUCGAUGAAUAAGUCCAUCCCUGUCACUCAAGAGCUCAUCUGUAAUGCUGUGUUGGACCCAGCAAAUGCAGACAUCCUCAUUGAAACGAAACUUGUGUUGUCACGGUUCGAGGUGGCGGGGACAGUGCUAGGUGAAAGCGCAGAGGAGGAAGAAGAGGAUGAAGAAGAGGUGUGGUUGUUCUGGAAGGACAGCAGAGGAGAGUUGAAAAGUAAGAGCAUAAGAGAACUUGCUCAGGAUGCCAAAGAGGGACAUACAGAAGACCAGGAAGUUAUAAAUUAUUACAGGUAUCAACUGAAUUUGUUUGCACGAAUGUGUCUGGAUCGGCAGUAUUUGGCCAUUAACAAGAUAUCAGCACAACUGGAUGUGGACCUGAUCCUGCGCUGCAUGUCAGAUGAAGAUUUGCCCUUUGACCUCCGAGCCUCAUUCUGUCGCAUGAUGUUGCACAUGCACGUGGACCGUGACCCUCAAGAGCAGGUCACGCCUGUCAAAUAUGCUCGACUGUGGUCCGAAAUUCCUUCACAAAUUGCCAUUGAUGAUUAUGAUAAUGACGGGACAUCACGUGAUGAAGUGAAGGAGCGCUUCUCUCAGACAAUGGAGUUUGUGGAGAAUUACCUGCGGGAUGUCGUGUGCCAGAGUUUCCCGUUCUCUGACAAGGAGAAAAACAAGCUCACUUUUGAGGUGGUGAACCUGGCGAGAAACCUGAUUUAUUUUGGCUUCUACAACUUCAGUGACCUGCUGAGGUUGACUAAAAUCCUGCUGGCCAUCCUGGACUGUGUUCAUAUCAGCACCCCCUUCACCAUCAAGCCGGACAGAGAGCCUGGAAAAGGAAGUGUGAUGCGGUCCAUACACGGGGUGGGAGAGCUGAUGACUCAGGUGGUGUUGAGGGGUGGGGGAUUUCUGCCAGCUACACCCCACAACCCUCCUGACAGAGGGGCAGUUAAAGCCCAAACUGAACCUCAGAAACAAGACAUACUGGUGAUGGACACCAAACUCAAGAUCAUUGAGAUCCUGCAGUUUAUUUUGAAUGUGCGAUUGGACUACAGGAUCUCAUGCCUGCUCUGUAUUUUUAAGACAGAGUUUGAUGAGAGCACUUCUCAGACAGAGCCAUCUAUAAACCAAGACUCUCCUGCCAGUGUUCAAGGUGCCCUGGACUUUGAGCACAUUGAAGAGCAGGCAGAAGGGAUUUUUGGAGGAAGUGAAGAGAACACUCCAUUGGAUCUUGAUGAUCAUGGUGGCCGUACGUUUUUGAGGGUCCUGCUGCACCUGACCAUGCAUGAUUAUCCUCCACUGGUGUCACGUGCUCUACACCUGCUCUUCCGACACUUCAGUCAACGGCAGGAGGUCUUACAGGCUUUCAAACAGGUUCAGCUCCUGGUGACCAGUCAGGAUGUGGAGAAUUACAAACAGAUCAAGUCAGAUCUGGACCAGCUGAGGUCUGUAGUUGAGAAAUCAGAGUUAUGGGUGUAUAAGAGACAGGGGUCAGACACAGGAGAAGGCACCACUGAAGCUCACCACAAGGGUGACAACAACUCAAAUAGACCUAACAAACCCAAAGUUGAGAGCAGCAGUAGCUCUAACUACAGAGUCGUAAAGGAGAUCUUGCUAAGGCUGAGUAAAUUGUGUGUAUUGGAGGGCAUCUCUGGCAAGAAGAAUAAGAAACAGCAACAGCGGCUCCUCAGGAACAUGGGUGCUCACAGUGUGGUACUGGAACUGCUGCAGAUCCCAUACGAGAAGGGGGAGGAUGUUCAGAUGCAGGAGAUAAUGACUUUAGCCCAUCAAUUCCUGCAGAACUUCUGUGCUGGAAAUCAACAGAACCAGACACUACUUCACAAACACAUUAACCUGUUCCUCAACCCGUGGAUUCUGGAGGCAGUGACCAUGCAGCAUAUCUUCAUGAAUAAUUUCCAGUUGUGCAGUGAGAUUAACGAGCGAGUGGUGCAGCACUUUGUGCACUGCAUUGAGACGCAUGGCCGCAGUGUGCACUACCUAAAAUUCCUGCAGACUAUUGUCAAGGCUGAGAACAAGUUUAUCAAGAAAUGCCAAGACACUGUCAUGGCUGAGCUGGUGACAGCAGGUGAGGAUGUGCUGGUGUUUUAUAACGACAGAGCAUCUUUUCAAUCAUUGGUCCAAAUGAUGCGUCUUGAGAGGGAGCGGCAAGAUGAGAACAGUGCACUCAGGUAUCAUGUCCACUUGGUGGAGCUGCUGGCUGUGUGCACUGAAGGGAAGAAUGUCUACACUGAGAUCAAGUGUAACUCACUGCUCCCCCUCGAUGAUAUUGUACGUGUGGUCACGCAUGAAGACUGCAUCCCUGAGGUGAAGAUGGCCUAUGUGAACUUCCUGAAUCACUGCUAUGUGGAUACAGAAGUUGAGAUGAAGGAGAUCUACACCAGUAAUCACAUGUGGAAACUAUUUGAUGAUUUCCUAGUUGACAUCUGCAGAGUUUGCAAUAACACGAGUGACCGUAAGCAUGCCGACACAGUUCUGGAGCGCUACGUCACAGAGACCAUCAUGAGCAUCGUCACCACUUUUUUCAGCUCACCGUUCUCAGACCAGAGUACUAGUUUGCAGACCCGGCAGCCAGUGUUUGUGCAGCUGCUCCAGGGAGUUUAUCGUGUGUAUCACUGCAACUGGCUGCUCUCAAGUCAGAAGGGCAAUGUUGAAGCGUGUAUUAAAGUGCUGAGUGACGUGGCAAAAGGCAGAGCUAUAGCUAUUCCAGUGGACCUGGACUGUCAAGUGAACAAUCUAUUCAUGAAGUCCAACAGCAUUGUUCAGAAAACAGCCCUAAGCUGGAGAAUGUCCGUCCGCAACGCUACACUCAGAGAUUCUAUUCUGACCACCUCCAGAGACUACCGCAACAUCAUUGAAAGACUCCAGGAUAUAGUGUCAGCUUUGGAGGAGCGGUUGAGGCCUCUGGUUCAGGCUGAGCUGUCGGUGUUGGUGGAUGUUCUGCAUCGGCCAGAACUGCUGUUCCCAGAACACACAGAAGCUCACCGCAAGUGUGAGAGUGGAGGAUUCAUCUGCAAGUUAAUAAAACAUACCAAGCAACUUCUGGAGGAAAAUGAGGAAAGGCUUUGUAUUAAAGUCCUGCAGACACUUAGAGAGAUGAUGACUAAAGACAGAGGAUACGGGGAGAAGCCCAUGGGAUUUGAUGAUGAGAUGGAUGUCACUGAGGUGGUGGGUGUCAGUCUGCCACCCAAACAGCUGGAGGAACAGAGGAGGGGGGAGGCUCUGCGGCAGCUGCUUGUCAGUCGUUACUAUGGCUUCAGGAGUAGUGGGCGGAGAGAGAGUCAGACCUUCAGUAACUCCACCCUGAUACCUGUUGGACCAAUUAAGAGCCAGUCAGGGGGUUUGAGUAGAGCCGAGAUGUCACUGAUGGAGGUACAGUGUCAUCUGGAUCGUGAGGGGGCAUCUGACCUGGUCAUCGAUCUCAUCAUGAAUACUACCAGUGACCGUGUCUUCCACGAGAGCAUCCUAUUGGCCAUUGCAUUAUUGGAAGGCGGGAACACCAUUAUACAGCAUUCCUUCUUCAAACGUUUAACAGAAGACAAAAAUUCAGAAAAGUUUUUCAGAGUUUUUUAUGAUAGAAUGAAGGCAGCACAGCUGGAGAUCAAAGCCACGGUUACUGUCAACACUAGUGACCUGGGAAACAGGCGGCGUGAUGACAACCCUCCAGACAAAGAUACCCCACAACGCUGGAGAGGAAAGGAUUCAGGUAUCAUGGUGACAGAUGAUGCUCGAGAGCAGCUGUUAGAAGCAUCUGCUGUGACUAAGAAGGCCUUUGGUUCAUAUCGACGAGAUGCUGAUCCUGAGGAAGCUUACAGCACUGUAGAUGGAGACAAGGGGGGUGGAGAUAAUGGGACGGAGCAGGGAGAAAUGAGCCCUGUCAUUCUCAUUAUGCAACCAAUCCUGCGAUUUCUACAGCUGCUGUGUGAGAACCACAAUCGAGACCUGCAGAAUUUUCUGCGCUGUCAAAACAACAAGAACAACUAUAACUUGGUGUGUGAGACCCUGCAGUUCCUGGACUGUAUCUGUGGCAGCACAACAGGAGGUUUGGGGCUGUUGGGCCUCUAUAUCAACCAGCAUAAUGUGGCUCUUAUUAAUCAGACUGUAGAGAGCCUCACUGAAUACUGUCAAGGACCCUGCCAUGAUAAUCAGAAUUGCAUUGCCACUCAUGAGUCAAAUGGCAUUGACAUCAUCAUUGCUUUGAUUUUGAAUGAUAUUAAUCCACUGGGAAGGAAAAGAAUGGACCUAGUUCUGGAACUAAAGAAUAAUGCAUCUAAACUACUGCUGGCCAUCAUGGAGAGUCGUCAUGACAGCGAGAACGCAGAAAGAAUCCUGUACAACAUGAGACCAAAAGAGCUGGUAGAGGUGAUGAAAAUGGCCUACCAACAGGGGGAGACAGAGUUUGAGGAGGAGGAGCAGGAGAACGGAGAGGACCAUGCUGCAUCACCUCGCAAUGUUGGACACAAUAUCUAUAUACUUGCACAUCAGCUAUCCCGUCACAAUAAAGAGUUGCAAAUACUACUAAAACCAGGUGGAGAGGAACAGGCCCUGGAGUAUUACACUAAACACACCUCACAGAUAGAGAUAGUCCGUCAGGAUCGCACUAUGGAGCAGAUAGUGUUUCCUGUACCAAAUAUCUGCUCUUUUCUGACAAACGAGUCCAAACUGCGUGUGUACUACGGAACAGAGAGAGACGAACAGGGUAGUAAGAUAAAUGACUUCUUCCUGCACGCAGAUGACCUCUUCAACGAGAUGAGGUGGCAGAAAAAACUAAGAGCUCAGCCAGUUCUGUACUGGUGUAGUCGGAACAUGUCGUUCUGGAGUAAUGUGUCUUUUAACCUGGCUGUACUCAUUAAUCUGCUGGUGGCGUUCUUCUACCCUCUGGAUGGAGUAAGCGACAGUCCACUUGAUCCAUCUCUUUCUCUCUUACUGUGGGUGUGUCUGUUGGGCUCAUUGGGGUUUGUGUUGAUGUCACCAAGGCCUAACGCAAUUAGAGUUCUGGUCAUCGCCACUGUUCUGCAGCUGGGAUUCUCAGUGGGGCUGCAACAUAUGCUUACACUGCUAGGAGCUUUUAAUGUGUGUAAUAAGAUAGUUUUCAUGCUGAGUUUUGUGGGUAACCGGGGGACAUUCACUCGUGGUUACCGGGUGAUGGUGAUGGACAGAGAGUUCCUUUUUCAUCUGCUUUAUCUUCUCAUCUGCACUCUGGGCCUUUUUGGACAUGUCUUUUUUUACAGUCUACUGCUGUUUGACCUGGUGAACAGGGAGGAGACUCUGUUGAAUGUAAUCAAGAGUGUGACUCGAAACGGCCGCUCUAUCGUGCUGACAGCUGUCUUGGGUCUCAUUCUGGUCUACCUCUUCUCUAUUGUGGGAUAUAUGUUCUUUAAAGAUGAUUUUAUCCUGGAGGUGAACAGAAUCUACAACAACACACUGGAGGAGGGAGUUAAUCUGGCCUCUGGUUUCCUGUCUGAGGGAGUCUGCAGCAUCAAAAAUGGGUCCUGUUUGCCUGUGGAAGAUGAGGGGGAUGAUGUAGAGCGAGCAUGUGAUUCUCUAUGGAUGUGUAUGAUUACUGUACUGAGUCACGGUCUCAGGAGUGGUGGUGGAGUUGGAGAUGUUUUGCGUAAGCCGUCUAAAGAGGAGCAUCUGUUUGCUGCACGGGUUGUAUAUGACCUGCUGUUCUUCUUUCUGGUGAUAAUCAUUGUGUUGAAUCUGAUCUUUGGUGUCAUUAUUGACACAUUUGCUGACCUAAGAAGUGAGAAGCAGAGGAAAGAGGAGAUCUUAAAGACCACAUGCUUCAUCUGUGGUUUGGAGAGAGAUAAGUUUGAUAAUAAAACAGUGACGUUUGAGGAGCACAUUAAAGAAGAGCACAACUUGUGGCACUACCUGUUCUUCAUUGUACUAGUGCGGGUCAAAGACUCCACUGAAUACACAGGCCCUGAAAGCUACGUCGCUCAGAUGAUCAGGGAGCACAAUCUAGACUGGUUUCCACGUAUGAGGGCCAUGUCACUGGUCAGCAGCGAUGGAGACGGUGAGCAAAAUGAACUGCGCAGUCUACAGGAGAAACUAGAGUCCACCAUGAGGCUGGUCUCCAACCUGACUAAUCAGCUCACAGAGCUCAAAGAGCAGAUGACUGAACAAAGGAAACACAAGCAGCGGAUUGGUCUGUUGGGAAACCCUGCCCACCUAAACAUCAACCCACAGCAGCCGGCAUGAGAGGCGGAGCCAGAGGACAGGCAGACAUAAUGGAGCAUCACUAAAACAUGCAUUUGCUCAUG